This is a messenger RNA of Empidonax traillii (willow flycatcher), 2252 nucleotides long. It is a transcript of the gene TNFRSF1A, whose product is annotated as TNF receptor superfamily member 1A. The transcript is spliced from 10 exons. The record is from RefSeq and is a predicted model, not a curated record. Gene Ontology annotation, cellular component: signaling receptor complex; membrane raft; mitochondrion. The coding region runs from base 692 to 1753 and encodes 353 amino acids. Gene Ontology annotation, molecular function: tumor necrosis factor receptor activity; tumor necrosis factor binding. Lineage: Eukaryota; Metazoa; Chordata; Aves; Passeriformes; Tyrannidae. Gene Ontology annotation, biological process: inflammatory response; signal transduction.
GCAAGACAUUUAAACUGCUAGUUGUAAUUUUGUGGGUGAAAAAGUUGUAAAAGAAAUCCGAGAGUUUUAUGAACUACCUGACUGCUAGACAUGAAUGGCCAUCCGGUAUCAGCAGAGGUGUGAUAAAGCUGUGACAGUAGGGGUGGCAUCACUCAGCAUCAUGACAUGGCUACAAAUUCUGCUAUAGAGGCUACAAGGUCAAACGUUUUAUACCUUAAUACCAGAGCAUCCUAGUAAUACACACUUCCACCUGGCUGAGCUGGACUUGUAAUGCUGGGUUAGUGGUUACUUUGCUGUCAGAAAGUUGCAACUAUUUCACUCAAUGUUACCCUCCUCCAGAGGAGUGUGUUUGGUUUUGUUUUGGUUUGGUUUUUUCCACUUGGAAAGUUUGGAAACCAGGUAAUAAGACGUCUAGCAUGGGCAAGAGAACUCAACUAAAACUUAGGAGUUGGAGCACUCUACACUUUGGCUCUAACUGUGGAUCACUUACCAUCCUAGGACCUAGGUUAUCCUAACAUUUAUCUGUGUGUUGACAAAAGAAUCUGUAGAAAUUACUCCGGUGCCAUAUACACUGCAAGUCCAUCGUGUAGCUCUGGAUGGAAGAGACCCCUCUAACCCCUUGAGGAGAGAAAAGAAGCAGGUUCAUUGUCAACUGGACCAAUACCUACAUCCCAGAAAGACCCACUGCUGCAUGAGGUGUCAUGCAGGUACCUACAAGGUAAGAGACUGUGAUCGGCCUGACCAGGCACCUGUCUGUCUUCCGUGUGCUAAUGGCACAUUCACAGCAGUUGAUAACAUCAUGUCUAAAUGCUUCCAGUGUACACGUUGUCGUACAGAACUCAAGCAGAUAGUAGAGGCCCCCUGCACCCCAAAGCAAGAUACUGUAUGUGGAUGUCUGAAGAAUCAGUAUCAGUUUGGUUCUGAACCUGAUCUCUUCCAGUGUAGGAACUGCAGCUCAUGUGACAAUGGGAUUAUUGCCAGCUGUUCAAAGGACAGGGACACAAUUUGCAGGUGUAAGCCUCAGUUCUUCCUGUCACGUAGUAACAUUUGCAAGCCUUGCAACAGCUGCACUGGAGAAGAAUGCUUGCAGUGUCAUAGCCCAGUGACUACCCCACCAACUUCAUCCGAGCUGAGCGGGACCCUUGUCCUUGGCAUUCUUGUUGCAAUAUUUGGAGUUAUCUCUAUCCUCUACAUUGUAAAUAAAGUUGGGAAGCUGGUCCAGGAAAAUAGGAUAGUGUCGUCUUUCUACUCCUGUGUUUCUUUGCCACAGACAACCAAGGAGCCAGUACCAGAGGUUCAGGUAAAAAGAAAUGAAGUUUCCAUCCUUCUUCCUGAGUCCCAGAAGGAAAUAGAAUUGCCAGUGAAUGCAGCACCAUCUGCACCUCUGCCACAAAGUUCCCAUGAGUUACCAGACUGUGUCAGACCUGCGAGGAAGACACAGCUUCCAGACAACCCUGCUAUUCUCUACACUGUGGUGGAUCACGUACCGCCAUCUCGGUGGAAAGAGUUUGUGCGGCGUCUGGGUCUGAGUGACUAUGACCUAGAGCGAAUUGAGCUGGACCAUCGGCGUUUACGAGAUGCCCAGUACGAAAUGCUUAGACUGUGGAAACUGCAGAUGGGCCGUGCUGCAACUGUGGAGCACAUCAGCUCUGUUCUCAACCAGAUGGAGCUCAGUGGCUGCAGUGAUGCUAUUCAAGAGGCUUUGCUAAACCAGAACUCUCCUCAGCCUUGCAGCCUCCACAACCAUCUUUAAUCUAUUUCUGCUUUGUUGCCUGUGCUAUGACUGUUAAGAGUGGAUGAAAACUAUCUUCCUUUCCUCAUAUCUCCCCAUCUUCCUAACACUUGUCAGCUGGGUUUGUUGGAGAUAGCAGCAGAUUAUGCUGGGAGGAAUGCUGAGGUUUUCUUCUCAACCACCAUGUAGUUCAACACCUUUAAGCCACAACAGACCCCUGCAACAACUCCUUUUUCAAGGAGGGAAAGCACCUCAUAAAGGAAGAGCUGUGUGGACUCUGACCAAGAAGAAAACAGGAGCUCCGAGUGACUUGAUAGAUCAGCUGCUCUAUGGACAAGUUGUUGCUGAAACAGGUGCUCCACACACCAUGUGGUGGGUAAACUUGUAGGGUGAUUUGGUUAGGCUGACUGUUCAGAUGCUAAAGCACUUACUCACUUCUUGCAGAUCUAUUUUUCUGCGAGAUCAACCUGUUGAAGUGGCUCACAUUGCAGCCGUUUGAUUCCCACUCGGUAAGUGGUGG